This is a messenger RNA of Corvus hawaiiensis (hawaiian crow), 6447 nucleotides long. It is a transcript of the gene PHRF1, whose product is annotated as PHD and ring finger domains 1. The record is from RefSeq and is a predicted model, not a curated record. The transcript has 19 exons. Bases 516 to 5624 code for a protein of 1702 amino acids. Lineage: Eukaryota; Metazoa; Chordata; Aves; Passeriformes; Corvidae.
CCCGUAGGCGCGGUGGUUCCGCCCGCUGCCGCCCCGUGACCCGCCAGUGUUUCCACAGCGCUUCCGGGGGAGCGGCGGUUGCGGGGUCCUGGAUGCGAGCGGCUCCUGGCUGGGAUGUGAGCGCCGGGGCCGCUUCUCGUCCUGCCCAUAAACAGCAGGGGAAGCUGUAGCUAAAAAUGGGACUGGUGUGAAAGAUUGAUGCUGAAGGGGAACUCGCCAGUAAGGGUGACUCUUCCUAAGAAAAGAACUCUGUUCAGAAAGAGGAGGAUGUGCCAAGUUGGAGAGAGUUAAUUUGCAGCUGGAAGCAGAGCCAGUGGCUGCAAGGAAUUGGAGGCUGGGAAUUCCACAGAGCUUGGCUGCUGCUUUGAAUACAGAGGUACAAAAUGCCUAGCUGCUCCUCUGGGUCUCUGCAGAUGCGUCGGGUGCUCUGGGCCAGCCUGGUGCCUGCCCUGCUGCCGUAGGUGCUGCGCUGCCUCCCUGACUCUGCCCCCUCGCAGGGAUUCCAAUGUCCUGCCAUGGAUGAUGACAGCCAGGAUGAGCUGAUCAACAAGAACGCUGCUCUGGGAAAGGGCAAAAGGCAGUGUCUCGCACUCCUCAGCGAAACGGAAAGCAAUGGUGGAAAUAGCUGGGAUUCAGGAGAUGAUACCGGUAGUGAAGAGGAAGAUAAUGACACCGAGGAAGAGGGAGGUGAGGAGGACAAGGAAGAAAGUGAAGAUGAAGAAUUAGAAGAUUGCGAAGACGAUGAUGAUGAAGAGGAGGAGGAGGAAGAAAGUGAGGCCACUAUGGAAGGAAUCACUGAUUCUUUGAAAUCAGAGCCACACCUGAAUGGAGUGAGCAUCUCCUCUGAUGAGGAUGGUGAAAACUGCCCCAUUUGCCUCAACACAUUUAGGGAUCAGGCUGUUGGGACUCCUGAGAGCUGCUCCCAUUACUUCUGCUUGGACUGCAUCGUGGAGUGGUCUAAGAAUGCAAACUCCUGUCCAGUGGAUCGAAUCCUCUUUAAUUACAUUAACAUUCGGGCACGUUUUGGUGGGAAAAUCUUAAAAAAGAUUCCUGUUGAGAACACAAAAACUCAGGGUACUGAUGGAGAGGAUGAUCCGACCUUCUGUGAGGUGUGCGGCAGAAGUGACCGCGAGGAUCGCCUGCUGCUCUGCGAUGGCUGUGAUGCAGGGUAUCACAUGGAAUGCCUUAAUCCUCCUCUGAGUGAAGUCCCUGUAGAUGAAUGGUUCUGUCCUGCCUGUGCCCCCAUGGGUGCCAAUGGUGCUGCAGAUGCAGAUCAUGUCAGUGAGGAAGAGGUGGCUGCCCUCAUGGCCGAUGUUGUCCCCACUACCAGUAGGCUCCGCCCUCACGUCCGGACCCGAGCCAUAGCCAGGACUCGGCAGAGCGAACGCGUCCGGGCCACGGUGAACAGGAACCGCAUAACGACGGCACAGCAGAUUCGGCAUGUGCCAGGGUACCUCAUGUCCUCUCUUCUGGAUGAAACAAUUGAAGCAGUUGUAGCAGGCCUGAACACAGCCAUCUACCAGCGUCCUCUGGCACCACGGGCUCCUACCAGGCAGAAGAGAAAAACAGGUAGGCGGAAGAAAGUAGGAGGCAAAAAAAGAACUCAGACAAAAUCUGCUGCUGGGAAGAAGAGUUCAGGGACACAGCUGAGGAGACGCAAGCGUCUGACAAAGAAGAGAAGGGGGAAAAAGACGAGAGUAAGAUCACAUGGGAAAAAUGAGGUUACUACUCGCUCCCGUAUUGCAAGAACUCUUGGGCUCAGUAAACCUGUGCGUGGGGCCUCACUUCCUUCCAUGUACAAACCAACGGAGCCCUCGCUUGGGCUGAUGAGAGCAGAUAUUGGUGCAGCUUCUCUCUCUGUGUUUGGGGAUCCAUAUGAGUUGGAUCCAUAUGAAAGCAAUGAAGAGGUUCCAGCAAAUCCAGAUUCACCAGUGAGUGCCAAAAGGAGAGUUCUCUCCCAGUCAGCACUGAGGUCUCACCGUCCUGUAGCUAGACCCGUUUCUGUGGGACUUCCCAGAAGCAGUGUGCCUGCCUUGAGUCCUGAUCAAGAAGCAGAAGCUGCUCCUGUGCCUGAUCUGUUGGGAAGUAUCCUGUCUGGACAGAGCCUUCUCAUGAUGAGUAGUUCAGAUAUUGUCAUCAACAGAGAUGGUUCACUGACAGCAAAGAAGGAAGCUCCAUUUCAUAGAAAAUCAGCAAGUGACUCAAGAGUGGAGGAUGGUUCAGGACAUAACACCCACCCAAGUACAGCGCACUCAGGGACCACAGCAAGUAGCUCCAUGGCUGGACCUUCUGUUUCCUUGGAGCUGAGUACUCGCUCCAGACCCUUCUCCUCAAGCUCGUUCUCAUCACCUCUGCUGAGCAGGAGCGAGUCUGCAGCAAGCCCUGCACAGACUGCACCGGAAAAGGCAACUGUAAAGUCAGAAUAUUCAAUGACACCCAGGUCUGUCCAGACUCAGAAUACAGCAACUUUGAGCAGGCAUGGCUCAAAGUUAGAUGAAAUGCCCAGAUUUAAUGGAAAAUCUAGAAACUUUGUACCCACUGAUUCACCUUCAAAGCCCCUGAGCUGUAACUUGAAUUCUGGCUCAAAAGCUGUAACUGUGAGGCAGCCAGUAAAACCACCUUCCCAGAGAAUUGACAUCUUUGAGCUUCCCAGGAUACCAAAGAUUAAAAAAGAAACCAGCAGCAAGCAGGUGGAGCCGGAACCUGCAGGAAGCCAAAGCUGUGACAUCCCCAGCUCCUGUAUAACCCAGCUGACUGGCAAGGACAGCACUAAUCAGCCAGGAAAGGGUAGCAGGGUGGAAAGUCAGAAAUCAAAUUCCAAGGAACCUCAGCAACAGACACGUCCAAGCGGGGUGUCUUUCUCCACCAAUCCCAGUGGCUAUAGCGGUUCAUCGCUGCUAGGCACUUCAAGGGGCAAAGGCCCAGGCUCUUUUGAGAGUUUUAAAAUCAAUAUUCCCGGGAACACAGGACAUCCCAGCAGGCUGUCUAACCCAGGAUUUUGUAAUACCUUCCGCCCGGUGGGCGAUGACGUGCAGCAGAAGGAGAGUCCUUCAGCUCUUUUCUCAGUAAAGAAAAAGCAGGUCAAAAGUGAAAUAUAUGAUCCCUUCGAGCCAACAGGAUCAGACUCGAGUUCAGCAAACAGCAGUCCUGAAAGGCUUGGUUCAGGAAUCCCACUAACUAAUAUCACCAGGACUAUUUCCAUUGAAAAUCCAAAAGUUCAAACAUUUCAAACUGUCCGUCGUUUCACUCCUUACAGGGUAGAAAAUAUAUUUGGAUCUGGGACUGACUCUGAUGUGCCGUCUGGUAACACAGAGUCUCGUGAUGAUGUGGCAGUAGCAAGCAGGAUUGUAGAACAGAUCUCUGAUACAGAGGAACGAGACAAUGUGGGUGAGGAAGACCUCCUAAGCAGUCCUUGCACUUCAUCUGCUGUUAAGGAAAUUUCUAAUACUAAGUGUUUAAAGGAGGAAAACAGAGAGGGACCUAAUGUGUUCUUUAAUGCUGAGGAAUUGAUUAGACCUAGUAUUAAUGUGAAAAUAGAACCAGACAGUCCCUCAAAGAGUGAUGGGCAGCAGAAAGUCCAAAAGGUAGAACAAGCAGAGAGGCUAUCACGUUCCAGAUCCCGUUCAAACUCCAGCUCCCGAAGCAAGAAGAAGAUGAAAAGGAAAAAAGCACUUGUCAAAGAGCAUAAGAGAUCACGUUCAGGGUCAAGAGACAGAGCACACUCAAGGGACCGAAGCUCCAGGUCUACCUCUUGGUCAGGUGGGGAAGAGCACAGCAAAACACACACAUUAAAAUCCAAGGGCAGGCGGUCUUCUACUGACCGUUCUAGCAGUCAUGAACGAUCUAAAAAAAAGAAAAUGAAGGAUAGAACCAAGGAUAAAAAGGCAAAAACUUCUUGGUCCAGGGACAGAAGGAAAUCUAGAUCACGUUCAGGUAGUCCUGGAAGUACUUCUGAGUUUUAUGAAAAUAGGAAAAAGAAAAGACGGUCUCGCUCAAGAUCAAGGUGGAGGGACCGCUCCCGGUCAAACAGCACGGAGAGGACUAAAAGGCGGAAACGCAGGAGGGACAAAAGCUACGAGAGGUAUGAUAAAGAAAGUGGCUUGAAGUCAAGGGACAGAAAGAGAUCAAGAUCCAGAUCUUGGGAGAGGAGAAAGUGGAGAUCUCGGUCUCGAUCUUGGGAGCACAAAAGCAGCAAAUCAAAGGAAAAAAGACUGCGAUCCCGAUCACGUUCCAAAGAAAGGAAACACAGAUCAAAAGAGACCUUGCUUCCUCCUCUGCCAGAGAAGGAUCAAAAGCCUCCAGUUGAAAAUGUAACCAGGUGUCUGGAGCAACCCCAUUCUCUCAAACAAGAGCCAAAAGAGGAGCUAGUACUAGAAGGGCUUUCUAUAACCAUCCAACCAAAUGUCACACUUGAGGAAAUACAGACUGAGACCCCAGUUCAGCUGAGAGAGGUCCAAGAAACUAUAAAGGUAGAGCCCACCUGUCAGGAAGUGAGCAGUGAAACUGCAUUCCCUGCACCAGAGAUCACAGACAUUUGUGUCCCAAUUGGUGAUGUGGAUUCUUUUGCUGAAACAGAGUUAAUGAAUAGUACUGAUCCAGCAGUGCUCAGUAGCUGUAGCAAUACAAACCUAGAGAUUACAGUUAAAAUAGAAAAUACUGCAUUAUGUCCAUCUCUGAUGGAGCAACCCCCAAAGAAGGAAGUUAUCAUGCAUGUUCCAGCUGAGGCUGCACCCAUUCAAAGCUCAUCCAAAAGCAAAGUCCUGGAUUGUGUGAGGGAGGUUAAGGAGGAGUGCCUUGUCUCAGGUGAAAAUACAAGUAAUUUCACUAAGCCUGAACUGGAAGUGGUACCUCAGGGUCCUGCCUUGAAAUCAAAAGCACCAGUGAAAAGAGUUACCUGGAAUCUUCAAGAGGAAGAAAGCAGCACGUUGUCUGCUGGAAAAGCUCCAAGGAUGCCAUUUUACAAACUUCAGCGAGCAAAAGAAGGGGCCUGGAAAGCAGAGGACUUGAACCAAAUGUUAAAUCAGGUGCAGUUAAAUGAGCCUCCUCCAACCAAUUAUAUGAUUCCUGAGCCUAUGUUUCCUGAUCUAGAUUCCUCUCAGGUGUACUGUCAGAACAUCCCUCUGGCGCCAGCUCUGCCCUCCAGCCUGCCCCCCUACGCCCCAGUGAGCCAGCCCAUGGUUCAGUUCAUCAUGCAGGGAAGUCUUCCAGCUCUUGGCUGUGUGGCAGGACAGAGCCUCACCCCAGAGCCGGGCAGCCUGGCUACAGCAUCUGAGCCAGGAAUCCAAGCUGCUUCUGUUGGAAAUGCAGAGGAAAAGAUCAAAGCACCCAAACCUCCAGUGGAUAAAACAAAAAAUGAGGAAUACAUGAAGAAGCUUCACAUGCAAGAAAGGGCUGUGGAAGAAGUGAAACUUGCCAUCAAACCUUUUUACCAGAAGAGGGAGAUUACAAAGGAGGAGUACAAGAGCAUCCUUCGGAAAGCAGUGCAGAAGAUCUGCCACAGCAAAAGUGGAGAGAUCAACCCUAUGAAGGUGGCUAACCUGGUGAAGGCAUAUGUGGAAAAAUACAAACAUAUGAGGAAACAUAAGAAAACUGAUGGUGAAGAUACACGUGAAGUGGAAAACUGAGAGCAAGCCACAGCCAGCAUGACUUGGACUGAACUUGUCCUAGCUGUGGGCGCUAUGGGAAUAACAGACAUGCAGUUGCAUCUCACUGUAAGCAGAGUGCAGAGAAACAAGAUGAGAACAGACUUUAUCUACGGAACCUUCUCUUGAAUUGUUUCCAUAUGGGAAUGAAUUUAGGAUUUUUUUGGAUUACCUACAGCUGUAGAACUAAAUAACAAUCAAAUGCCUCAGACCAGCAGAGUAAUUCGAGGGGAAACACAGAAGAGAUUAAUGUUUGGAACUCCCGGAUUGCUACAGUUUUCAGGGUUACUUUGAUCACAUUUUUGGGCUGUGCACUUGUCUUGCUAAAGUUUGAAACUGGACACACUUUUCAUACAGUAUAUUGAGAGCUGUAUACUGUUUCCCUUGUGUUUAUUUAUCAAAAUAUGGAUUGUCUUUAGAAAUUUCUGAUUUAAUACUUGAAAUGUCGUAUUUUUAGCCCGUUGGAUGGUGAGCGAAGCUUUACUCGCUCUGGCAUUUGGGGAUUGCAGAAAUGAGCUAACCUUUAUAAACUGACUUCAGAAACACUGCUCAAGCCGUGGUGUUUAUUUACAUUCUGUUGGAAGUACCUUAGUGAAAAAAUUAAUUUUGGGAUGGGAGAUUGUGUUGCACUUGUGUAAAUAAUGCACUGAUGGCUGGUUUUGUGUCUGCCUUUCAGGAAAACGCGAAACAAAAAGCAAGCAUUGUCAAUUUUCAGUAACAAGCUUGAAGGAUAAGGUUGGACUGAUGUACAAAGCAGAAAUGUGACAGAGUUUAUAAAGUUAUUUUGAAUGGUUUUUGUCCUAUA